AUGCGUGCGCGCAAACAUACACUCACACAGGCGUAUGUGGAAGACCUGCUGCGGCGCACCACCAUCAAGGCCUGGUGCACCACCCACGGCAAGGAGCCCGCGCCGCCGCGCCUGCACCCGGCAAUCCUGCGCACCAUCCGCGAGUGGUUUGACCUGGUGGAUGACGACGGCAGCGGUACCCUGGAGCACCACGAGCUGAUGGCUGCGCUGCAGGCGGCGCGCAUCCCUGCUGACGCGCGGUCGAUCCACGAGAUGAUACGGCUGAUGGAUGCCAACAGGGACGGCCGGAUAGGGUGGGGCGAGUUUGAGGGCUACAUGAUGCAGGAGUUUGCCGCGGGCAAGCACCUGCUGUCUGGAGAGUACAUGCUGCCCAGCGGCACGGCGCUGCCCUUUGGCGCGAUGAUAUCAAAGUUGAAGCGCUCUCAGAUCUUGGGUGACGUCAUGGCGGGUGGGGAGGCCCGCACAAA
Molecule: messenger RNA, 467 nt
Organism: Monoraphidium neglectum
Lineage: Eukaryota; Viridiplantae; Chlorophyta; Chlorophyceae; Sphaeropleales; Selenastraceae
Exons: 5
Molecular function (GO): calcium ion binding
Source: RefSeq, a predicted model, not a curated record